AUGGAGGCCAUCACUAACAUCCAACCUACCUCCCUGCAAUCAUUAAGUUUGUGGAAUUGUUCCACAGCCAUAUCGUUUCCAGGUGAUCGUCUUCCUGCAUCGCUGAAAAGUCUGUAUAUCCGUGGUUUAAAGAAGCUGAAAUUUCCGGUGCAACACAAACACGAAUUACUGGAGUCACUAACAAUGAUUAAUAGUUGUGAUUCCCUGAAGUCUCUCCCACUGAUUAACUUUCCAAAUCUCAUAGAUCUUAAAAUCGAAGACUGUGAAAAUAUGGAGUCACUUUUGGUCUUAGGGUCAGAGUCGUUGAAGAGUCUGAAUUAUUUUGAGAUAGGUCGUUGCCCCAACUUUGCAUCAUUCCCGGGAGAAGGAUUGUGUAUGCCCAAUUUGACUCGUUUCAUUAUUUAUGAUUGUGACAAGUUGAAGACAUUGCCCGAUCAGAUGGAAACUGUUUUCCCAAAGAUGGAAUAUCUUCACAUAUCCAACUGUCAACAAAUUGAGUCAUUCCCUGGAGGAGGUAUGCCACCUAACUUGAGAACAUUUUAUAUAAAAAAUUGUGUGAAACUACUGAGCAACCAAGCAUGGGAAUGCAUGGACAUGGUUACCUCUCUCGAAGUGUGGGGUCCAUGUGAGGGCAUCAAAUCCUUCCCAAAGGAAAGUUUGCUGCCUCCCUCCCUUGUGUCUCUGCAUCUAUAUGCUUUGUCUAGUCUGGAAACGUUGGAUUGCAAGGGGCUUCUCCAUCUCACAUCACUCCAACAAUUAGACAUUGUAAAGUGUCAAAAGCUGGAGAAUAUUGCGGGAGAAAAGCUGCCUCUCUCUCUAAAAGAAUUAAACAUGUGUGAAUGUCCCUUGCUGAAACAACGAUGCCACAAAAAGGACCGUCAAAUGUGGCCUAAAAUCUGCCAUGUCCGUCGCAUAAAGAUUGACUAUAGAUGGAUUUAACGAGCAUGGAUGAUGAGAAGGUAAUUCUCCUUCUUUCACUUACAUCAUCAACCUCUAACCAUGAAAAACUAUUUUUGUCUGUGUUUUCAUUUCUUGUCGUUCUCCUUUCAAAUUUAACUUAAUUAAUAUUGCAUUCA
Messenger RNA from Vigna radiata var. radiata (mung bean), 1076 nucleotides. RefSeq names its product putative disease resistance protein At3g14460. The transcript has a single exon. Lineage: Eukaryota; Viridiplantae; Streptophyta; Magnoliopsida; Fabales; Fabaceae. The record is from RefSeq and is a predicted model, not a curated record. The coding region runs from base 1 to 939 and encodes 312 amino acids.